Messenger RNA from Anguilla anguilla (European eel), 2209 nucleotides. RefSeq names its product sialic acid-binding Ig-like lectin 5. Gene Ontology annotation, cellular component: plasma membrane. The record is from RefSeq and is a predicted model, not a curated record. Gene Ontology annotation, biological process: regulation of osteoclast development; regulation of actin cytoskeleton organization; regulation of bone resorption. NCBI's taxonomy places the organism in Eukaryota, Metazoa, Chordata, Actinopteri, Anguilliformes, Anguillidae. Bases 760 to 1674 code for a protein of 304 amino acids. The transcript has 10 exons.
CUCAGUUACAAGGCAGGAAGUUGUCUUUUGUUAUUAGGAUGUGGUACAUGAUGCACAUUUUCAGUCAGACCUGACCAGUUGUUUGAUCGUGUCUUCAUCUGCUGCACAAAUCGAAUAAUCUAUCAAGGAUUACAGUGAAACAGAAUUAUAAAAGUGCAGGCAAGGUCUUCCUCUGCAUUCAUCUGCAAUGAGAACACAGGCUUUAUGGUUUUAUGCCAUCUACUCAAAUGUGCUAAAUGUGCACACGGCUUCAUGGACUGCAGAAAUACCACAAACAAUCUCAGCACUGCUGGGGUCGUGUGUCGUGGUUCCCUGCAAGUUCAAUUACCCAGAUCCCCCAAAAAAGCCUCCAGGAAUGACAGGAAUAUGGCAAAUGACCAACAACCAACUCAUUUACCACCCGGACUCCUCCAAAGUGAUGGAAGAAUUCAGGGGCCGGACAAAUUUGAUUGGGGAUCUCGCAAGAAAGAACUGUUCACUGAGAAUUAAUCACCUGAAAAAAAAGGACAAUGGCUCAUUUAUUUUUAGGAUAGAGAUUCAUGACUUUAAUAAGUACUCUUACAAAGAUAAAUUGGUCUCCAUUGAUGUCCAAGACUCUCCAGCCUCCCCAUUGCUGACCGUGAGCGGGGAGGUCAAAGCAGGUGACGCUGUGACUGCUUCCUGCUCUGUGUCUCACUCCUGUCCCACGGAGCUGCCUCACCUGAUCUGGAGCCGCAGUGGAACAACCACCAACCAAUCAGAGGAGCUGCCCAACGGGCAAUGGAAACGUCAAGCCUGACUUUCACUGCCACAAACUCUGACCACAACCAGCAUCUGACUUGCACAGCAAAGUAUCAGCAGGUCACAUCUGUGCAAUCUUCUAAAAUUUUUAAUGUGACGUAUGCCCCAGUCCGUGUGGAGGUCGAGCCUGAGUCCACAGUGGUGAAGGAGGGAGAUGCUGUGGAGGUGCAGUGUUCCAGUGACAGUAACCCUCCUGCACACGACUACCAGUGGUACAACAUCACUGGCACUCUGCUGUCAGAGGAACGAAUCUACAAACUGCACAACGUGUCCAGACACACUAAAGCUCUCUACUGUGCAGCCAUCAACACAGAGGGGCACAAGAACUCCACUCCGGCCAAGAUCAGUGUGGAGUAUGCCCCAGAAAUAAAAGAGGGACCGGCCUGUAGCGUGAGGGCCGCGGGGGUGGCCUGCUUGUGCGUAGUGGACUCAGAACCUCCCCCUGAGAUUACCUGGCUGCUCCAGAGAGGGAGCGAUGCCAGCGCCGGCACUGAGAGACACGGCUCCAUCACGCUGGGCACGCUGCGGAGUACCCAGAGGCUCACAGAGCUCACCUGCCAGGCCAGCAACUCACGAGGAAACACGUCCGCAGUCUUCACACCACCCCAGAGCGGUGAACUCCAGUACAUUUCACUCAUAGUUGCUGCUGUGCUGCUGGUGGCAGGCAUGGCCGUUGUGGUGUGGCUAGCAAGAAGAACGAGACACAAUCGUGAGCAACCUGUAACUGGUAUGGACGAUGCAGCCACAACCAUGACAGGGACCUCCUACGCUAUGGCAGCAAGAAAGGAGGAAAAAAGCAUCAACAGUGGAUUUUAUGUAAACGAUGAACAGAUGUAUGGUAAUAUUGGGGUUGGAGAGGAAGAUGAUGUGUAUACAUGUGGAAGAUGCCUCUGAUUAGAAUGAAACAGGUACACAGGUACCCUAGAUGCCACUCCCCCAGUGUUGAAUGCAGUAACUCAGGAGCUGUCAAGCCAUACAUAUAAUCAUACUAUAACCACCACCUAUAUUUACUUAAAUUUAUUUUAUUUUAUUUUAUUUUUUACAAGAGCACUGCAGCUGGAUAUUCAAUAGGAAGCCAAUCCUUUUCUUAUACAUGGACAUACAAAUCUUGUACACGGAGAAGUGUUAUAAUGUCAUUGUGCAUGUUGAUCUGAAUAAGAAACAUCGUCCAAAGAUUUAAUUUUUAUAUUAUUUCAGAUGAUUUAGCUUUUUCCUGUCAUGCACAAACCUAUGUACUUGUACUUUUAAUCAAUAAAAAUGACAAAAAUAAUUGUGCUGUAUCUGUGUUUAAUCUUUUAUUAAACAAAUUCGGCUUUACUUUAUCAAAUCCAUACACAAUUUGCAGACACUUACAUUUUCUGGUAGGAUCUACAGAUAGAAGCACAUCAUACAAGGGCCAUAUAUUUAUCACAAAAGCUGACCCCUCUAA